Molecule: messenger RNA, 930 nt
Organism: Colletotrichum orchidophilum
Lineage: Eukaryota; Fungi; Ascomycota; Sordariomycetes; Glomerellales; Glomerellaceae
Exons: 1
Coding region: 1-930 (309 amino acids)
Source: RefSeq, a predicted model, not a curated record
AUGGCCACCGUAAUCGUCUUCGGCCCAACAGGCAACAUUGGCUCCGCCGCCGCGAGAACCGCCCACCAACACGGCGCCAAAGUCUGGCUCGCCAUGCGCGACCCCUCCAAAGCCAUCCCACGCCUCACCGCCGCGGCCGAGAAAGCCGGCAACUACUCGCGCGUCCAGGCCGACCUCAGCAAGCCCGACACCGUCGCCGCGGCCGUCAAGACCGCGGGCGCCACGCGCGCCUUCAUCUACGUCGCCCAGGGCACACCCGACUUCAUGAAGGGCACCGCCGAGGCGCUCAAGAAUUCCGGUGUCGAGCUUGUCGUGCUGCUGAGCAGCUCUACCAUCGGGCACUUGCAGCCGGCGGACGUGCAGCCGAGCGAGUUUAUCCCGUACGCGCAUGCACGGGUCGAGGUCACGCUGGAUGAGGUUUACGGGCCGGGAGGGUAUGUGGCUAUGCGUCCCGGGGGUUUUGCUACAAAUUUGUUGCGGCAAAAGGCAGGGAUUCUCGCAGGGGACGUUAAGAUGUAUGGGCCUGGGUUCAAGAUUGAUUGCGUUACGCCCGGCGAUAUGGGCGGGGUGAUCGGGACGAUUCUGGCCGAGGGGCGGCCGCGGGAUGGGCAGCAAAAGGUUUUUGUGUAUGGCCCGCAGAUUCUGUCGCAGAAGCAGGGGUUGGAGAUUAUUGGCGUGGUGUUGGGGAAGGAAAUCAAGGUCUCGGCCGUUCCCGCGGAGGAGGCGCUGGCGCAGUAUCUCGCAAAGGGUGCUCCCAAGUCAAUGGCGGAGUAUAUGAUUAGGUCGUUAGGGGACACAGACCCCGAGUUAGAGGAUGGUUCGUGGCUGGCACAUUACAAGGAGGGCGUGGAGAAUGUGAAGAAGUAUACGGGGAAGCCUGCCACUGGGUUCCGGGAGUGGGUCGAGGCGAACCCUGAGCUCUUCAAGUGA